Molecule: messenger RNA, 150 nt
Organism: Suillus paluster
Lineage: Eukaryota; Fungi; Basidiomycota; Agaricomycetes; Boletales; Suillaceae
Exons: 1
Source: RefSeq, a predicted model, not a curated record
CACUCUACGGCGCUCUGCGAUCGCUGUAUGGAGCGCAUUCAAGGAGCAUGGUACCGAUGCGCCUAUUGCGCGAAAGACCUCUGUGGAGAAUGCGAGUCUCUUGACACUCACGACGAGACCCACAUAUUUGUCGUAUUCAAGGCUCCUGUA